This is a messenger RNA of Tarenaya hassleriana, 2014 nucleotides long. Its product is annotated as T-complex protein 1 subunit beta. Gene Ontology annotation, biological process: protein folding. Gene Ontology annotation, molecular function: ATP-dependent protein folding chaperone; ATP hydrolysis activity; ATP binding. The transcript has 12 exons. The record is from RefSeq and is a predicted model, not a curated record. The coding region runs from base 207 to 1790 and encodes 527 amino acids. Gene Ontology annotation, cellular component: chaperonin-containing T-complex; cytosol. NCBI's taxonomy places the organism in Eukaryota, Viridiplantae, Streptophyta, Magnoliopsida, Brassicales, Cleomaceae.
GAGCUUUCUUCGGGAACUAGCCUUGUCGGACUUUAGCAUCGUUCUCUCUGCGUCGCCAUCGAUCUGGCUGCUGCCCAUUGUUCGUGGAGUUCUUCUUCUUCCUCUUCUCCUUCUCCUGUGAUUGGGUGGACCUGUUAUUAUUCGUUUGGGGCUGAUUGCAGAUUGAAGCUCUCCGACAUUAGAAAACCCUUGUUCUCCUCUUUUCAAUGGCGAUCGACAAGAUUUUUAAAGAUGAAGCUAGUGAAGAGAAGGGAGAGCGUGCAAGGAUGGCGUCAUUUGUCGGCGCAAUGGCGAUUGCUGACCUUGUUAAGACUACCUUAGGGCCAAAGGGGAUGGAUAAAAUUUUACAAUCUACUGGUAGAGGACAUGAAGUCACUGUUACGAAUGACGGGGCCACCAUUUUGAAGUCGUUGCACAUAGACAACCCGGCGGCUAAAGUUCUUGUUGACAUCUCAAAAGUUCAAGAUGAUGAGGUUGGCGAUGGAACGACUUCUGUCGUUGUCUUGGCGGGUGAACUUCUGCGGGAAGCCGAAAAGUUGGUGGCUGCAAAGAUUCAUCCUAUGACGAUAAUAUCAGGUUACCGAAUGGCUGCAGAAUGUGCUCGUAAUGCUUUACUGAAAAGAGUUAUGGAUAACAAGGACGAUGCAGAAAAAUUUAGGUCAGACUUGAUGAACAUUGCAAUGACCACAUUAUGCUCCAAGAUUCUCUCACAGGACAAGGAACAUUUUGGACAAAUGGCCGUCGAUGCUGUUUUGAGGCUUAAGGGUAGCACAAACUUAGAAGCUAUUCAAAUCAUCAAGAAACCCGGAGGCUCUCUAAAGGAUUCAUUUCUCGAUGAAGGGUUCAUUCUUGACAAGAAGAUUGGAAUUGGACAACCAAAGCGCAUAGAGAAUGCAAAUAUUUUGGUUGCUAAUACUGCAAUGGAUACUGAUAAAGUGAAAAUCUAUGGUGCACGUGUGCGUGUGGAUUCCAUGUCAAAGGUUGCUGAGAUCGAAGGGGCUGAGAAGGAAAAGAUGAGAGAAAAAGUUCAGAAGAUCCUAUGCCACGGGAUCAACUGCUUUGUCAAUAGACAGUUGAUCUACAAUUUCCCCGAGGAACUCUUUGCAGAUGCUGGUGUACUCGCAAUCGAGCAUGCUGACUUUGACGGGAUAGAACGCCUUGCUUUGGUUACGGGCGGUGAGAUUGCUUCAACCUUUGACAACCCAGAGUCUGUUAAGCUUGGACACUGCAAACUCAUCGAAGAGAUCAUGAUUGGCGAGGACAAGUUGAUCCAUUUCUCCGGUGUUGAGAUGGGUGAGGCUUGUUCGAUUGUUCUAAGGGGUGCCAGCCAGCAUGUUCUCGACGAGGCAGAAAGAUCCCUCCAUGAUGCCUUGUGUGUGCUUUCUCAAACUGUGAACGACACAAGGGUUCUGCUUGGAGGUGGAUGGCCAGAGAUGGUGAUGGCGAAAGAAGUGGAUGAGCUGGCCCGGAAAACCGCUGGCAAAAAGUCUCAUGCCAUUGAAGCCUUCUCACGUGCUCUCGUGGCUAUCCCAACCACCAUUGCUGACAAUGCCGGCCUAGACAGUGCAGAGUUGGUCGCCCAACUCCGAGCCGAGCAUCACGACGAAGGGUCUAAUGCAGGAAUCGACGUCAUCUCUGGAUCUGUGGGGGACAUGGGGGAGCGUGGAAUCUACGAGGCGUUCAAAGUGAAGCAAGCUGUUCUGUUAUCGGCGACAGAAGCGGCUGAGAUGAUUCUCCGAGUAGAUGAGAUCAUCAAAUGUGCUCCCAGGAGGAGGGAAGACAGGAUGUGAUGAAGCAACUCUCUUCCCCUUCUUAAGAUUCUGCUUGUCUUUUUGUCUCCACUAGUGUAUGAUGUUCCGAGCCAUCGUUAUUCCCUUCCAAUCUUUUCUUUUUCCUGCAAAAAUCAUUUAUGGUUUUGAUUUUGACUCGUUAAGUGUUGGUCGGAUCUUGUUUAUUUCAUUUGCCUAAUGUUUUCUUCUAUAUGUGUCAAUCACCAUAUUAACAAUGUGCUUUA